AUGGCAACGCAGAUCGCAGAAGUGUACGGUACUGGAGAAGCAGAAUCGGAAAAUGUUGCUCUAGUUCCUGGAUGGAAGAUCGUCAAGAUGCUCAGAGAGCAAAAAGAUGCUAUAGACGAAGCAAUGGCGGUAGUUAUUCAGGGAGUGAUUCUUGCUGAUGCGUAUGUUCGCUCGAAACAAGAAGGCAUCGAAGUUAGAAGAGCACUUGAAGCUGUCCGCGCUAAAAUGUCCUCAUUGAAAAAGGACGUUGACGAUCGAUAUGCGUUGCACGCUGCUAGCACUGUACCUGCUGUUGCAGUUGAGUCUGCCGUUCGCAUGAUGUUCAGCAAUGCUGCUGCCUUAUCGGAAAUGGAGCGGCAUGUGAAGGAUCUCAAUGGCAUGCACCCGGACGUCUCCUACAUUUUGGACGACCUGGCUGAUGUUUUGCGGGAAAAGGUGGCGAUUGUCAAUUCGGCUGUUACUGAGAUGUUUGGUGAAAACGAAGCUAGCGGAGACGAACUUGACAAUGCGGCUGUGGAAGAGUUCACUGCUAGGGUGGAUGAUGCUAUCACAGCUAUGCUUCUGUCCUUCCAGGCACUCAUGAGCAUCGAUGAAACCGCUGCGCCGAACGGUACAACGAACGGGGUGUGCGACGAUGAAGAUGAUGCGUUUGGCUUACGAAAGCGCUACCUUAUCGAUGCACACCAAAGAACUGUUAACCUCUUCCGUUCCGGACAUCUUGGGAACGUCCUGGAAGCGUUCAAUAGUCUGCUCUCCGGUGUCCACAUGGACACGCAAUCGAUUCAAAGUCGCAGAUACUUUGCAAGCUUGGUACGCAGGAUUUAUCCGUUAUUCAACCAGUAUCUUCUUGCCGUCCGCAGAAGUUUGCUAGAUUGCAUCUUGCAACAUAAGUCGAUGUUAAAGUUCGCGUACAUAUUGUGUAACACAUUCGGGCAACUGUACAAAGAUGGCUUCUGUGUGCCGCGCGAUGAAAAAGACGACGGGGCAGAUGAUGAUACCACAAUGGAAGACAAUGUAGCUGGCACAGGAAUUGGCGAAGGCGAAGGCAACAAGGACGUUAGCGACGAAAUCGAAAAUGAAGACCAAGUGGAAGGCAUGCAAAACGAAGCGCCAGCCAAACCGGAUCCACAAAAGAAGAUCGAUGAUGAAGAAAACGGUAUUGAGAUGGAUACAGACUUUGACGGAAAGUUGGAGGAUGUUGAUGCGGAGGACGAAGAGGAAGACGAUGCUCGUGAUAAUGAAGAAGAGAGCGAAGAGCCAGAAGAGCAAAUGGGAGAUGUAGAUGGUAAUGCUAAUGUAGUAGACGAGAAACUUUGGGGAGAUGAUGAUAAAGACGAAGAUGUGAACGGCCAAGAUGAGAAGACAGAGAGAGAUGCACCUGCGCAAGAUGGCGGUGGGGAAACCGAGAUGGCGGCCAAGGAAGGUGGAGGAAAUGAUGAAGAAGAGUCAUCAGACCGCCAAGAGCGUGAAGACAAUCAGCGACAAGAGGCUCAGCAAAACGUGGAACCUCAGAAUGCCAACGAAGACGGCGAGGAAGACAGCAACGAGGAUAUCAUCAAUGAAGAUAAUGAAGCGAAAUACGAGGAUAGUCAUGGCAUAGACCCGAAGGCUGCUGAUGAAAAGGAGCAACAGGAGCAAGAGGAAGAGGAUGACAUGGAGCUACCAGAUGAUAUGGAUAUGGACGCUAAUGAACAAGAGGAGGACGACAGAGAUGGAGGUCGUGAUCAAAGUGCAGAUAGAAUGGAUCUUAAUAGCAGUGAAGACAUGAAUCAUGGCAAUGAGGAGUCGCUAGAGGAAGAAAAAGAUGAAGAAACUAAUAAUGUUGAGGAAGAGAAGCAACCUGACGAAGCGGCAGCUGAGGAAGCUCAGCAAGAGGGGUCAGAAACUUUGGAACCGGAAGCGCUGGCCGAACAGGAGGAACAAAAUACCGAACAAGGACCUGAGGUGGAAGUCGAAAAGAAUAAUAUCCAGGAAAAUCGGGAAAGCGCACAUGAGGAGCAAGAACCAGAGAAGCCAGAUAGCGAACAAUCUCCGGAAGAUGCAACUCAAGCAGUAGACGAUCAGAUUCAAAGCAGCACCCAACCAUAUGGCGUCAAAGGAGCUUCUGGUGAAAAAUCUGCGUUAAACGUUCAGCCGGAUGAGAUGUCCGAGGAAAUCCCGGAAGACGGAGAAAAUGGCAGUGCUAAUGAAGAUUUCACUCCAGGCGCUGAGAAAAGUCAGCGUCGUUCGCAACACUCGAGGAAUGAAGGAAGAGACAAGUCGAGGAAAGACGAAAACAUGGAUCCAAAUCCAAGGAGGAGCCUGGGCGAUGCGCUGAAGAAAUGGAUGUCGCGGCUGAAGAAUAUUUCAGAGUCCACAGAAGAAGAAAAAACUAACCGGGAGGAGUUCAACGAUGAGCCGCUUUUGGAUGGAGACAAGGCUCUUGAAUAUGAAUUUGUUAAAGAAGAUGAUGAAGCAGCCGAUGCACAAGCCAUGGCAGACGCAACUGCGGAUCAAUUUGAAGAGAUGGACAGAAAAGCCUUGGCUGACGAUAAAGAAGAAAAAGAGUGUGGAACUGAUGACGCCAUGGAUGUUGAGGAACAUCAGGAAGAUGUACCUGACGAACAAGGGACUACGUCGCGGGAACCAGAUGCACAGAAGAAAGGGAGGUCAGAAAACCCGAGCGGGGCAAUCGACUUGGGACUCAAUGAAAAAGACGGCAAGGAGGUGGAGAACAAAGUCAGGAACGACGAGGAGGAUGUCGGUGGUGUGGAUACCAUGGAUGUCGAUGAAGAGGAGGUGGAUGAUAUCGAAUGGACUCGUCCUCGUGCAUUGAAUGAGGGCGAUACUCUAGCUGAUGAUGAGGCCGACGAGAGCACUCUUAUGGACAGCCAUCAGUACGAUGAAUUGCGUCUGGAGUUGGAACAGUCAGUCGCCGCCUGGCGUGAAAGCGGUCAAGAUCCGCGUGAAGCAGAAGAGUUGUGGCGCAACUACACAGCGUUAACCAGAGACUUGUCCUUUGCUCUGUGUGAGCAACUUCGGCUUAUUCUGGAGCCAACUCUUGCCACCAAGCUCAAGGGUGAUUACAGAACCGGAAAGCGGUUGAAUAUGCGGAAAAUCAUCCCCUACAUUGCAAGUCAGUUCAAAAAGGACAAGAUCUGGCUACGACGCACAAAACCAUCAAAACGCACAUAUCAGAUUAUGAUUGCUAUUGACGAUUCGCGGUCAAUGGCCGAGUCGCGAUCUGUACAGCUUGCAUACGAGUCACUCGCCGUGAUCACCAAAGCAUUGACACAGCUGGAGGCUGGAGACGUCUCAGUCUUAAGUUUCGGCGAGGAUGUCAAGCUCCUGCACCCUUUCGAUCGCCCGUUCUCGGAUGAUGCGGGCGCGGAUGUCAUCCGGCGUUUUACGUUCAAGCAAGAUCGAACCCAUGUGCGUAAAAUGAUGGAAACAGCGAUGGGGAUAUUGGAUCAUGCACGUACUCAGAGUGGGGCGGGUCCCGGAUCUGAUCUAUGGCAACUGCAGCUUGUGAUUUCAGAUGGUAUCUGCGAGGACCAUGAGCUCGUACAGGCCUUGGUACGCAAGGCUGCUGAGCAGCGAAUCAUGGUUGUUUUUAUUGUGCUGGAUAAUCGGAGGGAGAAGGACUCGAUCACAAAAAUGACAAACGUAACAUACGGUGUAGACCUUUCAACGGGGCGCCCGACUCUACAAAUGAGUCGGUAUAUGGAUACCUUCCCGUUUGAUUACUAUGUGGUCGUCAAGGAUAUCGGAACCCUACCGGAAGUAUUAGCGGAUACGCUACGGCAAUACUUCAUGUUUGUAAAUGCAUAAGUUAAUUUGUAGCAUUAGUGUAAUUGGUUGUGGGCAGCUAAUAUAGUAUAGGAUAAUUGGCUAUUUAUUAGACAUUUGUAUAUAGAGACAAUGGAAUAUAUUGAAUUUGAUGAACAUA
Spizellomyces punctatus DAOM BR117 is the source of this 3928-nucleotide messenger RNA. RefSeq lists its product as uncharacterized. The record is from RefSeq and is a predicted model, not a curated record. The transcript has a single exon. Gene Ontology annotation, biological process: rRNA processing; ribosomal large subunit assembly. Lineage: Eukaryota; Fungi; Chytridiomycota; Chytridiomycetes; Spizellomycetales; Spizellomycetaceae. Bases 1 to 3810 code for a protein of 1269 amino acids. Gene Ontology annotation, cellular component: preribosome, large subunit precursor.